This is a messenger RNA of Habropoda laboriosa, 3448 nucleotides long. RefSeq names its product 2-oxoglutarate dehydrogenase, mitochondrial (gene Nc73EF). Gene Ontology annotation, molecular function: oxoglutarate dehydrogenase (succinyl-transferring) activity; thiamine pyrophosphate binding. Gene Ontology annotation, biological process: tricarboxylic acid cycle. The transcript has 16 exons. The record is from RefSeq and is a predicted model, not a curated record. Lineage: Eukaryota; Metazoa; Arthropoda; Insecta; Hymenoptera; Apidae. Bases 115 to 3336 code for a protein of 1073 amino acids. Gene Ontology annotation, cellular component: mitochondrion; oxoglutarate dehydrogenase complex.
GGGUGCGCUGAGAUCUCUUUCGCGGAUAUAUUUUAAGAAGACGUAGUUCGAUCUACUUGUGAGUUGCAAAUGGUGGACGGCCUGUCAUCGUCGUUGCUUUAACAUCAGGUAAAAAUGUAUAAGGCAAGGACAGUAUUUAGCACAAUGGCCCCUUUGGCACCACGCAUGUGCAGGCCUGAAAGGUUUGCUUCAUGGUUGGUACGGAGUCAUCCCCUGUCAAGAACCACACAGGUGAUGCUUACUGAACCAAUCAGAAAGUACAACAGCCGUGUAGCCACAGAACCUUUCCUCAAUGGCAGCUCUAGUUCUUAUGUGGAAGAAAUGUAUAAUGCAUGGCUACAAGAUCCCCAUAGUGUACAUGUGUCUUGGGACUCAUUCUUCCGUAGUAGCACUGCUGGAGCUGCACCAGGUCUUGCAUAUCAGGCUCCUCCUUCUCUUGCCCCAAGUCAUAAUCAAGUACCAUUAGGAGCACUAUUACCACUUGGUGGUGGGUCUCAAUUGAGCCAAAUACCUGUUAAUGAAAAGAUAAUUGAUGAUCACCUGGCUGUGCAAGCUAUUAUUCGUUCUUACCAGGCUCGAGGUCACUUAGUUGCUGAUCUGGACCCACUGGGUAUCAUGCAAUCAGACCUGGUACACACACAUUAUGCAGCCCGCAAGGGGUCUCCAGAACAGGUUCUGCGGCAAUAUAUGCUUGAGGAGUCAGAUAUGGACCGUAUUUUCAAGUUGCCGUCCACCACUUUUAUCGGCGGUAAAGAAAAAUCAUUGCCGCUUCGUGAAAUCUUGAAAAGAUUAGAAAAUGCUUAUUGCGGUCAUAUCGGCGUGGAAUUCAUGUUUAUCAACUCUUUGGAACAGUGCAAUUGGAUUCGGCAGAAAAUGGAAACACCUGGCAUUAUGGAAGUUACGAACGACGAAAGAAGACUUAUUUUGGCUAGAUUAACUCGUGCAACUGGAUUUGAAGCAUUCCUUGCACGUAAAUGGUCAUCCGAGAAGAGGUUUGGUUUGGAAGGGUGUGAAAUUUUAAUUCCUGCUAUGAAGCAGGUAAUUGAUAAAUCUACCGAAUUAGGCGUCGAAUCUGUUGUUAUGGGAAUGCCUCAUCGUGGCCGUCUAAAUGUUCUUGCAAACGUUUGCCGUAAACCUUUAAGUCAAAUAUUCACACAAUUUGCCGCUCUCGAAGCAGCUGAUGAUGGUUCUGGCGAUGUUAAAUAUCAUUUAGGAACAUAUAUUGAACGUUUAAAUCGAGUAACGAACAAAAACAUUCGUCUCGCUGUUGUGGCAAAUCCAUCUCAUUUGGAAGCUGUCGAUUCUGUAGUACAAGGCAAAACCCGUGCAGAACAAUUCUAUCGCGGUGAUGGCGAAGGCAAGAAGGUCAUGUCUAUUCUUCUGCACGGUGACGCUGCAUUUUGUGGACAGGGUAUUGUUUUUGAAACAAUGCACUUGUCAGAUUUGCCGGAUUAUACAACUCACGGCACUAUUCAUAUUGUGGUGAACAAUCAAAUUGGAUUUACUACAGAUCCUCGACAUUCUCGAUCCUCGCCAUACUGUACUGAUGUUGCAAGGGUAGUGAACGCACCUAUUUUCCACGUUAAUUCUGACGAUCCUGUGGCAGUGAUGCAUGUUUGUAAAGUUGCUGCUGAGUGGAGAGCAACUUUCCAUAAAGAUGUUGUAAUUGAUAUUGUAUCGUAUAGGCGAAAUGGCCACAAUGAGAUCGAUGAACCUAUGUUUACGCAACCUUUGAUGUACCGUAAAAUCAAAAACACUCCACCAGUUUUAGACAAGUAUGCUAAAAGUCUUAUUGAUGACUGCGUUGUCACCGCUGAAGAAGUUAAGGAUGUCAAAGAUAAAUAUGAGAAAAUCUGUGAAGAAGCGUAUACCAAUGCUAGGCAAGAAACACAUAUUAAGUACAAGGACUGGUUAGAUUCUCCAUGGUCUGGUUUCUUUGAAGGAAAAGACCCUUUGAAGGUAUCUCCUACUGGUAUCAAAGAAGACACACUCAUUCAUAUUGGAAAAAAAUUCUCGUCGCCACCACCUAACGCGGCUGAGUUUGUAGUUCAUAAAGGUAUUGAACGUAUUUUGAAAUCUCGUAUGGAAAUGAUAGAAGCUCGAACAGUUGAUUGGGCUCUUGGAGAAGCUAUGGCUUUUGGUUCCUUGCUUAAAGAGGGUAUUCAUGUUAGAUUAUCGGGUCAAGAUGUAGAAAGAGGAACUUUCUCACACAGACAUCAUGUGCUCCACCAUCAAACCGUGGAUAAGGCUACUUACAGACCAUUGUGUUAUCUUUAUCCAGAUCAAGCUCCAUAUACCGUGUGCAAUAGCUCUCUGUCGGAAUUUGGUGUACUUGGAUUUGAAUUGGGUUAUUCUAUGACAAAUCCUAAUGCAUUAGUGUGCUGGGAGGCACAGUUUGGUGAUUUUAAUAAUACAGCACAGUGUAUAAUCGAUCAGUUUAUUAGCAGCGGUCAAGCUAAAUGGGUGCGCCAAUCUGGUCUUGUUAUGUUACAACCUCAUGGUCUUGAGGGAAUGGGACCUGAACAUUCAAGUGCUCGCUUGGAACGUUUUCUGCAAAUGUCUGCUGAUGACCCUGAUUAUUUCCCUCCCGAAAGUGAAGAAUUCGCUGUGCGCCAAUUGCAUGAUAUCAACUGGAUUGUAGCUAAUUGUAGUACACCAGCGAAUUAUUUCCAUAUUUUAAGGAGGCAGAUUGCAUUACCUUUCAGGAAACCUUUGAUUUUAAUGACGCCGAAGUCACUGCUUCGUCAUCCAGAAGCGAAAUCCAGUUUCGACUUGAUGUUGGAAAAUACGGAGUUCCUUAGAGUGAUACCAGAAGAAGGUGUAGCUUCUCAAAAUCCUAGCAAUGUUAAAAGAGUGCUUUUCUGUUCCGGUAAGGUUUACUACGAACUGAAGAAAGCACGUGCGGAAAAGAAAUUAGAUGAUAAAGUCGCUAUUGCCAGGGUAGAACAGAUUUCGCCGUUCCCAUACGAUUUAGUUAAAAAGGAAGCUGCUAAGUAUCCCAAUGCAGAAUUGGCAUGGGCUCAAGAGGAACACAAAAAUCAAGGUGCAUGGACGUAUGUUCAGCCUAGAUUCCACACAGCUCUUAAUGGAACUCGUACAGUAUCCAGCGGAAAUUCGUCGUACAAGGGUGAGGGUAGCGGAGGGUGGUUUAGUAAUUGGUUUUCAUCAACUAAACCAACAACUGUGUCCGAGCCGUUGCCUGUAGAAUCUGAUAAGCCCAAACAGAGAACUUUGAGGUAUGUCGGUCGACCAACGGCAGCUUCACCCGCAACAGGAAGUAAAAUGCAACAUCUCAAAGAGCUAAAACAGUUGCUCGAUGAGUCCUUUGACGUUUAAUUACCCUUCGUAGCACUAUGUAGAACACAUAUUUUAUUUAUUUUCUCGCAUUAUAUUUGUUAUACUCCUUUUGUCCUGCUCUACAUACACCCUUUCGGAGAUUAACAUAAUU